Tripterygium wilfordii is the source of this 1579-nucleotide messenger RNA. RefSeq names its product cis-3-alkyl-4-alkyloxetan-2-one decarboxylase. Gene Ontology annotation, cellular component: chloroplast. NCBI's taxonomy places the organism in Eukaryota, Viridiplantae, Streptophyta, Magnoliopsida, Celastrales, Celastraceae. The record is from RefSeq and is a predicted model, not a curated record. The coding region runs from base 98 to 1243 and encodes 381 amino acids. The transcript is spliced from 11 exons. Gene Ontology annotation, molecular function: catalytic activity.
GCCUGGACCUACACAAUCCUCUGUGAUGGACCAACGAUAAUAUGGAAGGAAGAGAGUGGCGGUGUUUGUUUGGAAAAGCUAGUUGGAUAGAGAAGUCAUGGCGUGCAGUUGGAGUUUGUUCUCUGUUCCUCCUCCACUUCUGGACCUUUCAAUUUCUUCUCGCUCAACCAGUCACGGCAGAUACUGGUUCACGCAUUCCAGAAAAGGAACGAGAAGAAGUGCACGAAUCGUAGUUAAUGCCACCGAAAACAACAACCAAGACGAAGAUGCGCAGGGAUUCAAUCCGUUUGGUUUUGUCACGGAUAAUCCGUCGAGCAGGAGCGCCAUUCAGCUUCCGGAAGUCCCUGCCGAGGACGGCAAUGUCGGCCAAAUGCUCUACAGAAUUGAGGACAAAGGGAGGGAGUACGGCUCAUACGUAGAUAUUGGGGAUCUAAGAUGGUUUUUGAGAGAAACUGGAUCACCUGAAACUAGACGUGGAACAAUUGUCUUCCUGCACGGAGCUCCUACACAAUCUUACAGCUAUCGGGUUGUUAUGUCUCAGAUGUCAGAUUCUGGGUUCCAUUGCUUGGCACCGGAUUGGAUAGGAUUUGGAUUCAGUGACAAGCCGCAGCCAGGAUAUGAUUUUGAUUACACAGAAAAGGAGUUUCACGAGGAAUUCAAUAAAUUACUCGAUGUGCUUGGUGUCAAAUCUCCUUUCUAUCUAGUUGUACAGGGUUUUCUUGUAGGUUCAUAUGGAUUGACUUGGGCCUUGAAAAACCAAAGCAAGAUAUCAAAGCUUGCUAUUCUGAAUAGUCCAUUGACAGUUUCAUCUCCCAUUCCUGGACUAUUUCAAAAGCUAAGAAUCCCGCUCUAUGGUGAAUUCACUAGUCAGAAUGCUAUUGAAGCUGAGCGCUUUAUUGAAGCAGGUAGCCCUUACGUUUUGAAGAAUGAGAAGGCUGAUGUGUAUCGAUUACCCUAUUUGUCUAGCAGUGGACCUGGAUUUGCUCUACUUGAGGCGGCACGAAAGAUUAAUUUCAGGGAUAUCUCAAGCCAAAUUGCAGCUGGCUUUGCAUCUGAAAGAUGGGAUAAGCCUAUACUACUUGCUUGGGGAAUGUCAGACAAGUAUCUGCCUCAGUCUGUGGCAGAAGAGUUUCAGAAAGGUAACCCUGUUAAUAUCAAGCUCAAACUGAUCGAAGGUGCUGGACACAUGCCACAGGAAGAUUGGCCUGAGAAAGUUGUUGAAGCUCUGAGAUUCUUUUUCUGAAGUCAAGUUGUGAUACAAUAUUGGGAAUGGAUAGAGUCUUCUGGGAACUAUUAGCCAAAGGUCUAGGUAUAGUUAUCAACUCUGCUACUGAACUAUCUGCUAGCAGCUUUCUUACAAACCUUGAUGUCUAGUCAGUUCCUCCGUAAGCUACUGGUUCAGCUACAAAGCAACAUCAGUUCCUCUGCCGACUUAUCUAUUUGUGGAACCUGAUGCAACAUCAAGUCCCAUGAAACUGCUCUUCGUACACGUAAGAAGUAUGACCCUGCUAUUUUAAUGUACAAUGUUUUGUGAAAUAUGUACAUAUUAUUUUGCCUGAUGCACAAAAGUUUCCAAGUC